ACACAGCGGACUGUUUUCUCUUCUCUUCAUUUUCACGGGAAGACUUAACGUUGUCAUUUUACGUGGUUUAGCAGAAGAAGCUCGCUGUUUUCUGUCGGUUUUUGUCGAUUCUUGAGUGACAUGUUGCCUGUUUUUAAGGAGUGAAAGUAAGAAACUUAUAAACGCAUCAUGGGGUGAAUGUGACUUCUGAGGAGGAUGAUCAUCCGGUGACCAAACCACAGCAGCAGCACCAUGGUGAAGGAGCGGCUGCCCAGCUGGGUCCUGCAGGACUCGGACGAGGCUCUGGUCCACGUGAACGUCGGGGGUCUGAAGAGGAGCCUCUGCUGCGACACUCUGAAGAAAUUCCCCGACACCAGACUGGGAAAACUGCUGGCCUGUGACUCCGAGGAGGACAUCCUGAAGGUGUGUGACGACUAUGACGUGCAGCAGAAGGAGUUUUAUUUCGACAGGAACCCCGGUCUGUUUCCUUACGUUCUGCACUUCUACCAGACGGGGAAACUUCACAUCAUGGAGGAGCUGUGCGUGUUCUCCUUCAGUCAGGAGAUCGAGUAUUGGGGCAUCAACGAGUUCUUCCUGGACUCCUGCUGCAGUUACCGUUUCCACGACAGGAAGCUGGAGAGCUCGCGUUACCACAGCUGGGACGAGGACAGCGACGUGAGCAGCGUGGACACGUCCGUGGACGAGAUAUCAGACCUCAACAGAGACAUGAAGCACUUCCAGGAGUUUCGGCACGGGAAUAUCAGGAAGUGUUUGUGGCUGACGUUGGAGAACCCGGGGUAUUCGAUCCCCAGCAAGAUGUUCAGCCUGGUGUCCAUCAGCGUGUUGCUCAGCUCCAUCGCCAUCAUGUGCAUCAACAGCAUCCCCGAGACGUUUGAAGGUGAAGGGAAGUUGAUCGACGACCCGACCUCGCAGGCUCUGGAGGUUUUCUGCACCUGCUGGUUCACAUUCGAGGUGGUGAUGCGGCUGCUGCUCGCUCCCAACAAGAGGAAGUUCUUCCACCAGCCUCUGAACAUUAUUGAUCUGGUAUCCGUGGCUCCGAUCUACAUCACGCUGCCUCUGGAGCUCCUGAUGGGAGACGAGUCUGAGCAGGGAGACCUGGGGAGACUCAUUCAGGUGUUGAAGUUGAUGACGGUCUUCAGGGUUUUGAAGUUGGCUCGACACUCGACAGGACUUCGGUCUCUGGGAGCGACACUCAGGCACAGUUACCGUGAGGUGGGCAUCCUGCUGCUGUAUCUCGCUGUGGGAGUCUCCGUCUUCUCUGGCAUCGCUUAUACCGCAGAAUAUGAAACGAACGUGGGUCUGGAAACCAUCCCGGCCUGCUGGUGGUGGGGCACCGUCAGCAUGACCACGGUGGGGUACGGAGACGUCGUUCCCGACACGGUGGCCGGGAAGCUGGCAGCGAGCGGAUGUAUUCUGGGCGGUACGUUGGUGGUGGCGCUGCCCAUCACCAUCAUCUUCAACAAGUUCUCUCACUUCUACCGCCAGCAGAAAGCUCUGGAGGCCUCGGUGAGGAAGAACCACCGGCGGAAAAUCAACAUGAGCUGCGAGAAGGAGCCAGAAGAAGAGGAGGAAGAGGAAGAGGAGGAGGGGGAUGAUGAUACUGAUGACAUGGAGGAGGACGAUAUCGACUAUGAGGACGAUGGAGGUGUGAUUAACUACAGCUACGUGGAGCAUCCAUCUUACUCCUCCACACUGAGGAGGAAGGAGCUGCAUCAGCUCUGAGGAGUGGUGGACAUUUAUCGAGACAAACUAACAAAUGAUAAUAAAAUGUUGAGGAAACCUUUCCGUUAUACUGAAAUUAAGAUUCUUGGGAUUAGACGGUCUUUUAGGGAGUUUAUUCUUGCAAGAAGGUCAAUCGUUACAGAGUCAAGGACGAUAGACUACGAGGACGAAGGAGGUGUGAUUAACUACAGCUAAUAAAGUAUGUCUUCUUCUUCUUCAUCCAUCUUACGGCCUGUCCACACUACAGCUUCAAAAAAAGCUUGGAGCUGGGCUUGUCUGAAGCUCGACCAACAACCAAUCACAUGAAUCUCCCGCC
This is a messenger RNA of Gymnodraco acuticeps, 2038 nucleotides long. RefSeq names its product potassium voltage-gated channel subfamily S member 2. The transcript has 10 exons. The record is from RefSeq and is a predicted model, not a curated record. NCBI's taxonomy places the organism in Eukaryota, Metazoa, Chordata, Actinopteri, Perciformes, Bathydraconidae. Gene Ontology annotation, molecular function: protein binding; delayed rectifier potassium channel activity. Gene Ontology annotation, cellular component: voltage-gated potassium channel complex; membrane. Bases 232 to 1722 code for a protein of 496 amino acids. Gene Ontology annotation, biological process: potassium ion transmembrane transport; regulation of delayed rectifier potassium channel activity; protein homooligomerization.